AUGUCAGAGCCACCCCAGCUCACAGACCUCCCCGCCCAGGACGCACAGGAGCUCACAGCCUUCGUAGAAAAGAGGCGAUGGUUCGAGACAAAGCUCAAGUCCCUCGAGGAGAUCCCCCCUGUAUAUCCCUUUGUGCACCCAUCUCUGAGCAGGUCUCGGGAUAGCGGCCUCUUUGUAAGAGAUGGCGAAGAUGGUUCGCAGUGGCAGCUGCCAGACCAAGAGCAGGUCAAGACAUGGCGCAAGGAACGAGCAACGAUCGAAGAACAAGUAUUCGAGUUUGACGGAGGUGACUUGGAGAGGAUGAAGAAGAAGACCAGAGCCGCUACGCUCCUUCCUCUCACACCGCCCUCUACCCACCUCGUGUCCAUCACCCUCGACCUCAUCGUCCUUAUCGACCGUAUCCUCUCUCUCCUCCGCCGUCGCGGCCUUCUCCUCGACCUCACCAAUCUCCGCCUACAAUGGGACCAGACAAGAUGGGCAGCCAUGACAGAGUCCGAGAGUCUGCAAAAGGAGGUGGACGCCAUGGUGCAUGAUAAGGCGCGUUGGGUACCGGUCGACAUGAGCACGCCUGCGCCAGUAAAGGCAGGAAGAAAGUCGCUGGGAGCAACCCCGGACACCUCUCCACAAACGCCUAUAGUGCGAGAUGUAAGCUCCAACAGCAUUUCCUCCGAUAUGGGCGCGACAGCAGAAGGCGCGACCAAACGACGCUCCUCUACCGCCUCUGUAAACUUUUCAUCUGGUCGGCCGAUCGGUACUCCGGAUAGGUCACUUCAUAUUCCUCUGCUCCAUUCACAGCUCGUCAAUCUCCGGAUACGGCACAAGAACCUUGCGAAAACGCACAUGUCUCGAAGCGGCGCUUUACUAGAUCGGAUGAUAGACGUGGCUUCGCACUUGAGAGAUCUUGGAGACACCAAAGGUCCCAUCAGUGUAGAGGCGGAUGAAAAGAAGGAUGGAGGGGCAGUACCAGAUGAGCUGCUGGAUCUGCAAGAUGAACUGGACGCAUCGGUCGGAGAGCUAGGAGAAAAGGUUGAAUGGUGCGGUGAACUGGAGCAACAUUGGAAGCUAUCCGAGACACAUCACUCAUCCUCGGUACAAGCCGAACAACUCGCUCUGACUCUGAUAGACGAGCUCCAAAUCGCCCUCACCCGCCCGGCAACGAGUUCUGAACAUCGCCGCCUUUCAGCACUUCUUGAAAUCGCUUCAAAGAGACUACCCUCUCCUAUCACCUCUUCGUUCCCCCGGCCUUCGCAUGAGGCUUAUCCAGAUAACGACGAGUACAACGAAAAUGUCGUUCGUGCGUUGGUCAGAACGCACGAAAGUGCCUCUGAAGAAAUACGCAAAGGAAGGGAAGGGCUCGACUGGUAUGCCCGUCUAGUAAAAGCAAAGGAGGCCGUACUUGAACAGCACACAAAAUUACUCUCAGAGAAAGAAGCCAUCGCCCAUCUUGUGCGGUGCCUCGACAAUGGUCAAGACGAUAUACCACGCCCCGACAUUGAUGAUACGUCUUGCCUCAUGACGGAUCAUGCGACAUGGGUCACUUCUGUGCCUUCUUGGGUGUCUCAACUUGAGCCUUUUCAAGAGAGCGUGCCGAUCACGGUUCGAAGUGGUACGUUAGCUGUAUACCAAUACCGUGCAGCAUACAAGACGGCCCCGAAGAGCCUGAGGGAGAGUCUACCGGAAGAGGUGGCAGGCGACGAGGUGGACGUCGCUGAAGCGGAUUUGGAGCGGCUUACAGAGCUUCUGAAGCGCUCGAGAGAGAGCGCUACUCGCGCUGAACAGGAUUUUCGGAUACUCAAUAUCGCCCAGCCCAUUUUCACAUCUUCCACCACCGUCCACCAAACAGGUCUAGAGUUGAAAUCGACUCUCCACAUAGCUUUGAGAGCAACAACAUCCCCGACGUCUCUCACUUCUCAUGAAGAUUACAGCGAGAUCAAGGAAAAGAUCAAGUUGCUUGAUGGGAUGAUCAAGCAGGAUGUAGCGACGCCACUUUCUUCACUGCAUUUCCUGCUAAAGGAGUGCGGUCGAAAGCUCCCUGUGCUGAGACACGAUCUCUCCGAAAGAUCCUCCAAUUUGAUCGACCAGCAGACCCAUCUCCGCUCUCUCCUCGACUUGCUCAAACGCGCUCGACAACAACGAGAAGUCGCCAAGGCCGUCGAAGCUGAAGCUACCAAAUUCAUGCGCAAGCUUGGGCUGAUCAAGGAUGAAGUUGAGCGCGUGCGGGAGCAGGGAAAGGUGGGGGAGCUGCAGAGAUCGUUGGAGGUGAUCCUAGUCAGGGUAGAGGGACUAUGGAGGGAUGUGGAAAAGUGGGAGGGCGAGUUGGCAGAGCGGACCCCUUUCCUGGCGGCUGCCCCGCCUCCAGUCGAUAACCGGGUCAUACCCAAAGCCGCUGCUCCUAUACCGCCCACUUCAUCUUCCGUUCCGCCCAUGACACCACCCGCUUCCCGCUCAAACACUCCACAACACCCAAACUCAGACAUACCGAUCGACCUGGCAGCAGUGGACCGAAAAGUGAGAGGCAUCAUCAAUGCCCACGCGGUGAGCGUCCAAUCUGCCAUCGCGCACUGCCGCUCCUCCUGUCAAGCAGGGAUAUUGGAUCUCUGGAUCAUACAAUGCGUGCAAGCUGCGCAGAUACUGGACAAUUCCUUUAUCGCAUGGCAAAAGACAAACAACAAGUUUUCGGCGCAGGUGGAGAAUCUAUCGAAUCGAGUGGCGGUGCCACCCACAUCGGUCAACGCCGCUAAAGCGACGGUGCAAGCCAUCGAAGCUAUGACUGCGUCCCAUGAGCCGCGGUUGAGAGCCCAUGAGAAAGAGAUCAAAGAGGCGGAGGAGGCACUACAGGGGGCGGUGGGCCACAAGCCUGAAUGGUUGAGGGACGCGGAUGACGUGAGGGUGGAGGAGUGGGAUCGGGCGAUGGUCACUGCUACUACAGCUGCCGCUGAUGCCGGCGAGCAAAUCAAGGCGCUCGAUGAAAGUGCUUGGGAGCUGCUCAAGGUGGCCAAGGAACGACUGGAAAGGGCGGUACAGAACCCGAGGGUGUUGAUAUCGCCCAUCGCACCCAGUUCCCUCGAAGACGUUUUUGGCCCAGCCGCGUCCUCCCCGUCCUCCAGGACAGCAUCCCCUCUUGCUUCGCCGCUUGCCUCGCCAGUCGAUGAUCUUUUAAGCGGGAUCCAGCAGAUCCAGCAAGAGUUGGAAGGGCUGCAGGUGGAGUUGGUGGUAGACCCAAGGUCGGUGGAGAUGCAGGCUACGCCUUUGCUGAGGAGGCUGCCGUCGGAGGAGGUGGCUGGGAAGAUUAGAGGUGGGCUUGAUCGGGUGGCGGCAAAGACGAAAGGCCUCCAUGUCCCGCCUGGACACCCAGCGGGGGCUAGCCUAUUGUAUCUUGAGGAUGGGCUGAGGGAGAAACAAAGUAUGUUGCCGAGAUUGAAGCAGCUGGUUCACUUCAGCACUGCUGUCAAAGGGUGUGAUGCCGCCUUCAACAGCCUACUUGAGUUGGUGGACAAUUACGGGGAACAUCAAAAGUCGUUUUUGCUCUCAGAGCAUCGGCGAGUAGAGACAAUCCUCAAAGAUGUCUACCAACUUGCUGAACCGGUCGAAAAGGAUCGAAGGGUUGCGCGAGAGGUCAAGAGGUUGAGUAACACUCGUAAGGAUCUCAAAGCAUUGGUGGACGAGUGUAUGGACCCUUCCAAGAAAAGUAAUUUCGACGAUGCUGCGUCAGAAAUGACCAGAGCCGACAGCGUCUUGUCUAUGGCGUCCACCGUCCUCCCGAGAACGCCCUCUCAAUCCUUCUCUCGCCUUCCUCGUCUGUCAAACUCUGCUUUCAAAUCCCGAGUGACCCCGAAUACGCUUACGACCCCUCUGCGCGUCUCUGCGAGCUUGCAGGCGCCCACACAAAGCUCAAGGAAUAGGUCUGUGAGCGAUACGCCGAACCGCGUCUUGUUCGGUUCGCCGGGUGACACAUCGAGCUUACCGACUAGAGCGAGGGCGUCGCUACCUUUGCACUCGGCAGGUCUGCCAUCUCUAACAGGGCUUCCCGAAACAGGUUCACGUCUGCGGAAAUCUUCUAUUCCCAUGCGAGCGAGGUUGCCCAGUACGACCUCGCUCAGCUCUCUGGCGGUCAGUCCUCAGUUUAAUGGUAAGCAACCACCACGACUGAGGCGCACUGGGCCUUUGCCGUCAGCCUUGGGGCACUCGCGAGUAAAAAGAGAGUACGUGGCCAAUCCAAAGAACAAGCUGGAUGUGGCGGUGGGCAAAAUCGUCAACAAACUUGAUGUUGCUGUACCUGUACGUCCGGUCAACCAGAACCCUCCUCAUCAAGUGGAAGAGUAUCAGGAUAUGUCCGGGCAGUACUGGAUUGGAUCGGAAGGGAAAGCGAAGCUAUGCUUUUGCAGAAUCCUGAGAUCCAGAACUGUCAUGGUCAGAGUCGGAGGUGGGUGGAUGGAGCUGUCCAAAUUUCUGCUAGACCAUUUUGCGGAUUUGGCCGUUGUUCCACCUCUUCAGCCUGCUGUCACUGGCAAUGGGAUGCGGAGGUCAUACUCGUCUUCCACAUCCCUAUACAACAUGGGCGCGAACGCGCCGAUGCCUCUCACUUCGGCUUCCUUGGCGGCGCAAUCGGCUCAGACAAGCCUCCCUCUAUCGCAUUCCACCUCGACUGUCGCUUCUCUGCUCAGCACCCCUGCGGAGGAGGAAGUUUCCCCAGCCCAUCUCGCGUCUCUACCUGAGGAUGACCCCAAUCAUCUGUCGCCAGAGAAGAAGCCCCGGGGAUCCUUUGGGAGAGCUACUCCCCGUACUCCCGGGUCGGCUGACAGAGACAAGAGCUUUACGAGCACUUCUCCUCUGUCGACGUCAGCCUCCCCGGGGACGAACGGAAGUCCGUUAAUGGCAUUCCAUUUCAUGCGCAAGGCGGCUGAAAGUCCCAGUGCGAGGCAGAAGGAGAAGGAGAAGUUUAAGGGGAGACGUUCGACUUUGGGAAGGGAAAAGUCCCAGACCAAUCUCAGGGCUGAGAUCUAG
Messenger RNA from Cryptococcus wingfieldii CBS 7118, 5004 nucleotides. RefSeq lists its product as hypothetical. The record is from RefSeq and is a predicted model, not a curated record. NCBI's taxonomy places the organism in Eukaryota, Fungi, Basidiomycota, Tremellomycetes, Tremellales, Cryptococcaceae. Gene Ontology annotation, molecular function: microtubule binding. The transcript is spliced from 6 exons. Bases 1 to 5004 code for a protein of 1667 amino acids.